AUAAUUUCAAUAAAAUGAAAAAAUAUGAAAAAUUAAAUUUUUAAGUGUAAAAUGAUACUUUUCUAUGAAAUUUAAAAAAGUUUAAAAAUAUGAGAAUUUUUUGCUCUAAAAUUGUAACGUUACUUAAACAAAAUGUAACCGUUAUAACUCUGAGGAAACAACUAAACAAGUCGUUUAUAUUGGCAUCGAGAGAUUGCAGUUCCGACUUCAGCUUACCCCUUCCGAGCACCGCAACAGUACUUCAGAAUGACGCAGCGGCAAAAGUAGUACUCUUAGGGACUGUACAUUUUAGCAAAAAGUCUGUAGAAGAAGUUACCCAGAUUGUUCACGCUCUAAAACCGAACGCAAUAUUGGUUGAGUUAUGCAGACAAAGAGUAUCGUUGCUGGAACUAGAUGAUAAAAAAUUCUUGGAGGAUGCCAAAAAAUUUGACAGUAAAAAGUUUUCACAAACCAUGAAAGAACAUAAAGGUGUUGUUUCUGGCAUGUUGCACGCCAUGCUCUUGAAGACGUACGCUGACCUCGCCAAGGAAUUAGGAGUAGCACCUGGUGGUGAAUUUCGGAGAGCAUAUCACGAAAUGAAAAAAAUUCCAGGAUGUAAGUUGUUUCUUGGCGAUCGGCCGAUACAAAUAACAAUAUCAAGAGCUUUUCAAUCUUUGAGCAUGAUUGAAAUUGGACAGGUGCUUUACCACUUGUCAAAAACGAAUCAGAAGCCGCUUGAUAAAUUACAAAUCGAGAAAUAUAAGAGUAAAGAGUUUGUCCAAUCACAAUUCGAUGAAAUCACAAGAGAAGUUCCGGCUUUUAGAAAAAUAUUUCAUGUGUUUGUCGACGAGCGUGACCGUUGUCUUGCCUACUCCUUACAGGAGUGUGUUCGUAGUGUUCAAAAUCCUCGAGUAUUAGCCGUCGUUGGAAUGGGCCACGUAAACGGCAUCAGCAGGUACUACGGAAAAAUGAGACAGGAAGACAUUGUGCCUUUAUUAUUGCGAUUUCAGCGGACUGAAAAAUAUUUUAAUCCCGUCCAGAAGAAGCCUGUUAUAUAUUAGAAGUAAAUGAACAGUUAUUUCAAAAUCCCCCAGCCAUCACUUAUUUCCAUCAUAAUAAGAAAAGGAAUUAAAUAUACUAUUUACUUUUUGAUCUUCUCGUUUUUUUA
This is a messenger RNA of Papilio polytes (common Mormon), 1147 nucleotides long. Its product is annotated as traB domain-containing protein-like. The record is from RefSeq and is a predicted model, not a curated record. The transcript is spliced from 9 exons. NCBI's taxonomy places the organism in Eukaryota, Metazoa, Arthropoda, Insecta, Lepidoptera, Papilionidae. The coding region runs from base 90 to 1040 and encodes 316 amino acids.